AUGGAAGAUUUCGUUAUGAAAUUAUCCGAAAGACCACCAGAAUUUUAUAUUAAAACAAGAAUUUUCCAUCCAAACAUAGAUGAGAACGGUAAUGUUUGCUGCAAUUUAAUUGGAUCAGGAUGAUCUUCACGAAAUUCUGCUAGAUCAAUAUUUUAUGGGGUUUUCGCAGUGCUCAGCAAGCCCAAUGCACAAAAUGGAUAUGUAAAUGAAGCUCUAGAAAUUUUUCUAAAAAGUAAAGAUGAGAUGCUAGAGAAGCCAGAAAUUGGACAAGAAAAUACGCGAAUAAGAUAA
Messenger RNA from Blepharisma stoltei, 291 nucleotides. The record is from the annotation of a GenBank genome assembly. Lineage: Eukaryota; Ciliophora; Heterotrichea; Heterotrichida; Blepharismidae.